AUGUCCGCUCCGCCCGGGAUGUCGCCGCAGCAGAUGGCGGCGUUUCAACAACACAUGCAACAACAAGUCGCCGCUGAAGCCGCCAAAAGAGGAAUGACACCGGAGGCUUUCGUCAAAAUGCAGCGGGAGCAGGUCGCCGCCGAAGCAGCUAAGCAUGGGUUGACUCCAGAACAAUACGUCCAGGGAUUGAGGAUGCGGGCUCUACAACAGCGUGCCGCGGCUCAACAGGCCGCGCAAGCACAAGGACAGCCGGGACAGCCACAACAACCACAGGGAGCACCUGGACAGCCACCUCAAGCACCUGGACAACAACAGGUUCAGACACAGGUCAAUGUCAACCCCAACAAUCCUCCAGACCCAAAAGCCAUCGCAUUGGCGAAAUGGUUGCGGUCGCAGGAUUUGAAGACCCGUACAUGUAUCUUGGAUGGUCAACGAAAGGACAUGUUCAAAGUUAAACGCGCCAUUCGAGCCAUCGAAUCUCCCGCAUACGCAAAAGCCGCAGCCAAGAGCAAAGGCCUUCUCCCUCCCGUAACAGACCGCGCAUCCGCAGAAAACGUCUUCAAACUCCUUCCUCUAUCACUACUAGCACUACGAGUCACCAAACAAGAUCCACACGCAGGCCACAACCACGGCAAGACCAAGCGAGUAAAGGGACUAUGGACCGUCAAGAUCGAGCAACACCAAGAGACAGAUCCCAUGAUGCAUUACGUCUUCCUAUAUGAAGGUUCGCAAUGGAAACAGAAAGCGAUGGCCGUCGGUGUGGUUCUCGCCAUCUUUGCCGUGGUGUUAUUCCCGCUAUGGCCUAUUGUGUUGCGUCAGGGUGUUUGGUAUCUUAGUGUCGGUAUGAUGGGACUAUUGGGUGCAUUCUUUGCCAUGUCAAUAUUCCGACUUAUUCUAUUCUGUGUUACCGUGUUUGCGGUGCCUCCCGGUCUUUGGCUUUUCCCGAAUUUGUUCGAGGAUGUUGGGUUCUUUGACAGUUUCAAGCCUGUUUGGGGCUGGCAAGAGAAGAAGAAGAAGAAAGUCAAAUCGGCCAAGAAAGCAAAGUCUUCUGCGCCAGCUGAUGCUCCAGCCGCAUCUGAGAAGGCCGAGACUACUGUUACUCCCGCUGCUGCUCCCGCGACGACCAAUGAUUCAUCCAAGCGCACCCUCGCAGCGAGUGUUGAGGACGCUGAAGAGGAAUAA
Molecule: messenger RNA, 1182 nt
Organism: Talaromyces marneffei
Lineage: Eukaryota; Fungi; Ascomycota; Eurotiomycetes; Eurotiales; Trichocomaceae
Exons: 3
Coding region: 1-1182 (393 amino acids)
Biological process (GO): post-translational protein targeting to membrane, translocation
Cellular component (GO): endoplasmic reticulum; endoplasmic reticulum membrane
Source: RefSeq, a predicted model, not a curated record